Molecule: messenger RNA, 1538 nt
Organism: Aspergillus ochraceoroseus IBT 24754
Lineage: Eukaryota; Fungi; Ascomycota; Eurotiomycetes; Eurotiales; Aspergillaceae
Exons: 3
Coding region: 166-1488 (440 amino acids)
Source: RefSeq, a predicted model, not a curated record
CUCUCUCUUUCUCUCUCCCUCUUUAACCUCCCCUCUUCUCUCUAUUUCCCUCCUCCUUCCCCCUCCAUAUUCCGCCUUUCUUUCAUAGAAAGUGCAUCUCGAUGCUGUCUUUCCUGAUUCUGCCCUCUGGUCUGUCUGUUCCUCUCCUCAUCAUCUGUGACCAGCAUGGUCAGAGUGCCGCGCGGCUGUCAGGCCUGCGUUGAUGCUCAGCUUCAGUGCACGGAUAAAGAUACCGAUGUCCCUUCUCGCGCUUCUCUCUCUAAAUUCGAAUACAAAACCGUUUCACUCCCCCUCGAUGAGGCCAUCUCUCCGUCGCUGAGUGUCCGAGCUAUCUCCUCCCAACAAACCCAGAUUUUCACGAAUUAUGUCCUCGCUUCCUUCCCUUGCUUCUUCCGCUGUACAGAAUCCCGAGUGCCUAUCAACUGGGUCGAAUAUGUCGAUCAAAGGCGGGGGUCGAUGGAUUCUUGUUUUGACUGGGCCGUUCGCGCCUGCACCUUCGCCUACAUGGGGUUCCUGCACGACGACACCAGAUACUUGGACGCCUCCCAGACGCUAUAUAUCCGUGCACUUCGCGGCCUCGCGACUCUAUUAUCGGACGAGGAAACUGCAAAGUCUGACAAGGUGUUAGCAUCCGCGAUUGCAUUAGCCAUAUUCGAGAAGCACAACUGUACCAGCUCAGAUGCCUGGAUCCGCCAUGCAUCCGGAAUCCGCACGCUAAUGAAACUCCGCGGCCCGGAGGCCCAUCUCACCGGAUUCGGUCGUGCCAUGUAUAUUGUCUACCGCAACUUCCUUAUCACAGCAGCCCUGGUCGAAGGGGAGGCAUGCUUUUUGGAGGAACCCGAAUGGCGCGCCCUCAACGAGCAAAUCGCCGCGGACAAUGCCAAAUUACCGAAUUCAUCGCUAUACACGGACGUGGUGGAACGCGGAUUUCUCGAGGUGAUCAAAAUCCCCGGAUAUGUGAAACGGACACGGCAGCUCCACGAUCUAUCCUCAAAGGAAGGUGCUAAAUUUCAAGCGACAUUGCUGCAAGACGUACAGGCAACUCGAGCCGCCCUUCGCGGUAUAUACACGGAGUUUGGGGUGUCGAUCUCCAUGUUACGAGCCGGGCAAGAUGAACGGGAUGCCUUUGUUGGUCCUCUGCCGCAUUUCUUCUUUGACGGGUAUUCCUCGCUGUUUACCCGUGGUCUCCGCCUGGGCCUCUUGAUUCUCAACUAUCUAGUGGCGAUCAUAGACCCGAAACAACGAACAACAAUCGAUUCUGAGAACUUUGCACUUGUGGCCAAUAUGGCGCCCAAUCAGUCACAUCUACACCCAAUAGCCAAAACCUUUAAGCUACCUCUCACGCCUCCCAAAUCUCCAGGCCGACCGAGUCUGAUUAUACGGUCUUUAAUUACCCCCGAGACCAAACAACCCCCCACAACAGAUUGGAUGGACCAUAUCGUGACGACCAUGGGGCUUCAUGCCGUCCAUGUCAGCCUAGUUGAAUAGAUCAACUAGGUAGUGUCUCUGUUUCGUUUUCUUGUUUUGCUUUCUUGCGU